AUGGUUAACAAGAGCGAAAAUUGUUCUUCGAAGUUAGAAGGGAUUGAUGUUGAAUUGUCUAAGGUGGAAGAAAAGUUAGGGUUUUUCGACGAAUGUAGAAAAAAAACUUUCAGCUUCUUAGAAGCACAGCUCAGUUCACUUCAAUCAGUUCUUCAGGAUGCUGAUAGUUCUACUGAUGUCAAAAAGCAUACAGGUCAAUUUGUUAUGAAUGCAAGAUCAAAACUAUCAGAUUAUAUAAAAUCUCAUCGUGAUAUUCACUUGCCGAUUUCUAAAUUUGGAAAGCUUGUAGAUAAGAGUUUUGUUGAUGAUCUCUCUCACCUCACUACUUACUUCACGAACCGAGAGAAAAAAGAAUGUCCGACUUCUAAGUCUACAAUGAAGGCUGCUAUAAAUACACCACUAUUAUAUGAAAAUCCGUUAACAACUAAGACUUCAGAUGAUCUUUUACGUUUGGUUAUCAUAGAACACUUACUUCGUGAAGGUCAUGAGUCUUUGGCUGUAGAUUUAAUGCAUAAUUUUGGCUUUACUGAAGAAGAUAUAGGCUUGGAAAAAUUUAAGGAGCUUAGUGAUGUAGUUUUGUCUACUCAGUGUGGGGAAUUAGAUCCAGCUAGAAAAUGGUUAUCAAAUAAUCGUGAAAAUCUAGGUGAUAAAGCAAGGCACCUAGAAUACUGUCUAGCCAAAUUAGAUUUCUUGUCAACAAUACAAAGGGAACCUGUUGAUCCAGCUGCUGUAAUUCAAAGUGCCCGCCAGUUGGUACCUUUCGCUUCUGAUUAUUCAUCAGAUUUUGAACAUCUUAUGGGAAGUCUAGUUUUCAUUGGACGCAGUUUAGAGGAUACACCGUAUGCUGAUCUAGCACUACCAACAAAUUUAGCCAACGUAUCAUACGAAAGUAGUCAGGAAACAGAGAAAUCUGACGCUGUUCUCAUGAUGGAUAAUAGAUGUUCGUUGUCUUCAUCAUCAUCGUCAACUACGCCAACAAAGAAAUCGAAGACAGACGGUUCCAAUGCUUUAACUGAUGCGGCAAAUUUAUUCAAGGCGUGCUGUUGUCAUCGUUUAAAUUUAUCUGAUGUUGAUCCACUUUUAACUGCAUUUUCGUCUGGAUGUCGUGUACUUACUCGACUGCAUUCAUUACAACGUGCUAUCGCUUGUCUAAGUAAAUACAGUUCACUGGACGGUGACAUGUUACCGAUUGCUGUGAAACUGGAUCCAAGUGCUCAUCGUCAUAAUAUUUUUCAUUGUCCUGUUAUCAAAGAAGUUAUCUCUGAGUCGAAUGAUGGCAGUGGUAGUGGCAGUGGUCCUGUACGUCUCACAUGCGGUCAUGCUAUAUCAAGGGAUGCAUUCAAUUCUUUAGCCAGUGGUGACAGAAGUCGAAUGAAAUGCCCAUAUUGUCCUGUGGAAACAUUUAAAAAUCAGGUGUUGGAUUUGAUUUUUUAA
Heterobilharzia americana is the source of this 1434-nucleotide messenger RNA. The record is from the annotation of a GenBank genome assembly. Lineage: Eukaryota; Metazoa; Platyhelminthes; Trematoda; Strigeidida; Schistosomatidae.